AAAACCCAAAAAAAAAUCUCACUUUUUUUCUUUGCUACAGUUCUCUUUUCUCUCUCUUUCUCUCAGCAGACAUCAAUUCCCCUUUUUUGACUAAAAUUCCGCGACUUGGGGUUUUGAUCCAUUCCCCCCAGUGAAUCAUCAUCUCUCACCUUCACUGCUUUUUUCUUCUUCUCCAAAAACAAAAAUCACUCCUUUUUAUUUUUUUCUCUUAUUCGUCUGGAAUUUUUUAAUUUGGGGGAAAAGAAAAGAAAAAAAACUAUGGUGGUGCUGAUCAAAUAAAUCAAAAUCUUUCUGGUGUGUUGUUUGUUGGUUUUGUGAGAGAGAUGGGUAAAGAGGAAACUGGUGCUGUCAAAGAAGCUAAAGGGAAUUCGAAAUCGGAGAAAUCUAAAGAGAGUGAGAAUCACAGGAAGAAUAAGAAGAAGCAGAGCAAUGGUGAUGAUACUAGUAGAUAUCACGAAGAAGAAGAAGAAGAAGAAGAAGAAGAAGGAGAAGAAGCAAGUGGUUGUUGGGUCAAGUUUAGGUUUAUGAUUGGUUGUGUACCUUCUUCAAAAUCAGACCUUGAUGCUUCUUCUUCCUCUAUCUGUGGCACUACCAGCACUGUUACAACAAUUGAAAGCAAGUCGGCAAAUGAGAAAUCAAAUGAUCAACCAGUUGCNUAUUUCCCUAAGAUAACAAUUCUAGGAGUUCUUCUGGAUCUAUCAGCUAGGAUUAGAGAAAUCUGA
Camelina sativa (false flax) is the source of this 722-nucleotide messenger RNA. The record is from RefSeq and is a predicted model, not a curated record. NCBI's taxonomy places the organism in Eukaryota, Viridiplantae, Streptophyta, Magnoliopsida, Brassicales, Brassicaceae.